Meyerozyma guilliermondii ATCC 6260 is the source of this 1335-nucleotide messenger RNA. RefSeq names its product Bfr1p (gene BFR1). Gene Ontology annotation, biological process: intracellular mRNA localization. The transcript has a single exon. Bases 1 to 1335 code for a protein of 444 amino acids. Gene Ontology annotation, molecular function: mRNA binding. Gene Ontology annotation, cellular component: nuclear outer membrane-endoplasmic reticulum membrane network; ribonucleoprotein complex; endoplasmic reticulum. The record is from RefSeq and is a predicted model, not a curated record. Lineage: Eukaryota; Fungi; Ascomycota; Pichiomycetes; Serinales; Debaryomycetaceae.
AUGGAUUCCACCACCGAAACUUCCACCAAUGGACGUCCCCGGCGCUUCAUCAAGCGUCCUGACGACAGUGCCUUCAACAAGGAAAUCGAGGAAUUGAAAAGUGAAAUCAAAAAACUCGAUUUGUCUGCAAACGAAGUGAGCGCCCAACUCCAAAAGGUGGUGACGGAACCAGCAUUGGCCGAAAGACGUAAGGAGCUUCAGGUGCAACUCCGCGAGUUGAUCACCAAGCAGAAUGCCAUCAAGGGCGAGAGAAACGCCAUUAUGGACCAGAUCAAGGCGGUGGACGUUGUGAUCAAACGCAAGUUGUCCGAGAUUCAGACACAAACUUCGAAGCAUAACUUCAAAUCUGUGGGAGAAAUCGACAAGCGAAUUGCACACUUGGACAGCUUGGUGGAAGCCGGCGACUUGAAGUUGGCCGAGGAGAAGCGGUAUGUGAUGGAGAUGUCUCAAUUGCGGAAAGUUCGCAAGGACUUUGGUGCGGUGGAAAAGACUCAAGAGUCUAUUGAUGCUGACAAGGCCAAGGUUGCGGAAUUGAAAAAGAAGUUGAGUCAGGUGCAGAACCGGGAGAUUCAGGCUCAAUUCGAGAAAAUUCAAGCGGAACUCGAUGAACUUAACAAGAAAAACCAAGGUGUUUCCGAAAAGCGUAAUGAGUUGUUCAAGAAAAGAAACCAGCUCCGCAAGUCCAAGGACGAAAAAUGGGACCGUAUCCGCAAGUUGAAUGCCGACAAGUCUGCCGAGUUUGCCAAAUUCAAGCAGGAGAUGGAGGAGGAGAAAAAGAAGCGUGCCGAAGAAGACCGGUUGCACCGCGAAGAAGAAAAGCGCCGCAAGCGGAAAGAAAAUGCUGAAAAGCAAUUGGCAGACGCUUCCGUGCCUGCUUUCACCGCCGAAAUCUCCGCAAUCCACAAUCUCUUAUCGUACUUUGAUCCUAGCUAUGUGAAGCCUCAGCCCAAACCAGUGGUUGCCGGUCCGGCUAAAUCCGAAACCGUCGGCACUCCAACCACCAUCAGAAAGGUGGAGAUGCCCGCCGACUUGGUGGUGGUGAAAAAGGAACAAGAAGAGUUCUUUGCUGGCUCCAAGGGUAAGAAAUCCAAGGGUAAAAAGGCCAAAUCGAAGAACUUUACCGUGGACCCAGAGGUGAUUGUUUCGCUUGGAGACUUGGCCAUUCCCUUGCCAACAAAGUCCGAAGACGUUCCUGAAACCAUUGCUACUUUGAAGGAGACAUUGACCGCUCUUGAGGGAAAACAGGACGAACAGACCAAGAUCAAUAUCGAGAGAGCCAAGGAAAGAAUUGCCAAAUUGGAGGCCGAGGAAACCGAGGAGGAAACUAGUCUGUAG